Messenger RNA from Protopterus annectens (West African lungfish), 3970 nucleotides. Its product is annotated as eukaryotic translation initiation factor 4E-like. The coding region runs from base 169 to 819 and encodes 216 amino acids. Gene Ontology annotation, biological process: translational initiation. Lineage: Eukaryota; Metazoa; Chordata; Ceratodontiformes; Protopteridae. The record is from RefSeq and is a predicted model, not a curated record. Gene Ontology annotation, cellular component: eukaryotic translation initiation factor 4F complex; cytoplasm. Gene Ontology annotation, molecular function: RNA 7-methylguanosine cap binding; translation initiation factor activity. The transcript is spliced from 7 exons.
AAGUAGUAAGAACGCAAAUACGGUAACUAGUAUAUAUUCACGCAUCCAAAAACAGUCUUCACCCUUCAGACGGUGUGGAUUUGACCCACGUCGCCCACCGUAGUGGAUAACCCCAUUGCCUGCGUACCACUUUUACUCCGCCUUGUACAGCCACAAACUGCUGCCAAGAUGGCGACAUCCGAGCCGGAACCUGGAACAGAGUUGAAAGAUAGUAGUGAAACCAGUGUUGCAGUCCCUUCUAACGAAACUGUGAAUUCUGAGCAGUAUAUUAAACAUCCACUUCAAAACAGGUGGGCGCUCUGGUAUUUUAAAAAUGAUAAAAGCAAAAGUUGGACAGAAAAUUUGAGACUUAUUGCAAAAUUUGAUACAGUUGAAGAUUUUUGGGCCUUGUAUAACCAUAUACAGCGACCAAGUAAACUUCAGUUUGGGUGUGACUACUGUUUAUUUAAGGAUGGCAUAAAGCCAAUGUGGGAAGAUGAAUUAAACAAACAAGGUGGCAGAUGGUUAAUAACACUUAACAAACAACAGAGGCAUAAUGAUUUAGAUCGGUACUGGUUGGAAACUCUUCUGUGUCUAAUUGGAGAAGCAUUCAAUGACUAUAGCGAUGAUGUUUGUGGAGCAGUUGUUAAUGUCAGACCGAAAGGAGAUAAAUUAUCAAUAUGGACAACAAACUGCCAAAACAGAGAAGCUGUUGUUUCUAUAGGGCAAUCUUACAAAGAACGUUUAGGACUUCCCUUAAAACCCGUCAUUGGUUACCAGUCACAUGACGAUACAUCUACCAAAAGUGGUUCCACAACAAAGAACUUGUAUUCUGCUUGAGAACAACCUUUACAUAAUAUACAUACCUUAGGUUUACAUAUGUUUGCUAUAGUCUUGAAUCAGAAGAAAAUAACAAAGUAAUACUAUAUGUUCUUUCUGCCAAUUUACAUUUUAGAAGAGUUAAAAAGUAAUUUAAAUUUGUAUAAGAACUGUGUGUAUUAAAAAUACAGUAUUUUUGGUAAUCCUGUGACAUUUUACCAGCUGUGUUCUAACCUGUUACAUAAGCAAAGCAUACAGUACUGUAUCAUUUGAAAUAUUAGCUAUUUUAGAUUGGCUCAAAUAUUUAAUCAAAAUGCAUUUCUGUAAUGUGAAAUGGGAUUGCAUUCAAAUGCUUUUGUAGGGGUAGAAUAUAUGCCAUUUCCAAGUUUACAGUGGGGAAAACAAUAAUGGACUCCAUUAAUAUUCAGACUCUAUUUUGAUGCUUCCACACUUGCUGUAUAGUAUUACAUAAGAUUUUUUUUUUCAUGGACAGGAGGCUUGAACAGUAGAAACUUGUCUUACAGAUGGUACAGGUUUAAUUUUUUGAUGUUAUUAAAGUAUAAUCUACUCCAGAAAAGAACAGUUGUAUAUGAGGCUUGUUCCAAGUUGCAUUUUGGGUGCUAUUUACCAUUUAUUUAAGUUCAUUAAUUAGCUUGUAGUAGAGAUUAGUAAAAUCCAAUGUUUGGCACAUCCACUGUCAGAAUUCCUAUGCAGAUGACACCAUUAAAAACAUGCUGCUUUUCUGGGGGUUGGAGGGGGGAAAUCUUCCAAUGUGCUUUUUUUAAAGCUCAGGUGCAUGUGCUGUUUUUUUUUUUUUUUUUUUUUAAAUACUUGGUAAUCAGAAAGUAUUUUCAUAAUAAGAUUUUGUAUUUACUGUACCAAAUCCAAAGGCACCCUUUUACUGCUUUAUUUUGCAAGGUAGUCUAAAAAGAUGCCCACAGAAGUACAUGGGAGAUAACUGCCAAGCCUGAUUUGGGAAAUUCAGGCUCAUGUUUUGUUUUUCAGAACUUUGCCCUCAGCUGUGGGUUGCAUGUUUUUUUCCAUACCAUCUCUGGGAUGUGCCAACUGUCCAGUUUCAAAACUGCCAAAUGAUGUGUUUGUUUAAAACUGUGAAACAGUUGUAUAUUGCCAUUUAAAAUGCAUCCCGGGAAGGAAAUUGUCUUGUACUAAUGACUUGUGAAAAUAGUACAUUGCUAAUUGGGGGGGGGGGGGGGGGGGGUAGAUUUGGCUAAUGAGUGAGCAUAUAAAAUGCCGUUAUUUAAACAGCGUUUUGCAGGCAUGUUGCCUGAACAUAGUAAGCACACGGGCCCUUAAAUCUCACUGCAGCAGCAUUGAGUUCAGCUGUUGGGAAUUCUGGAAUAGUUCAGGACCAUAUUUGCAAUAAACUAUGUGGAAGUCAAGUAUAUAUUUAAGAAAAUAUCUGCACACAAAAUGUAGAUUGGUAUGUGCUGGUCUGUUUAUUUUACACUGUUCUCUUUUUAAUAUUGGAAAUGUGGCAGUUUAGUUUUAACUGUAAUCUUCCAGACUGUUUACUUUUUGUGGAUUUUUUGUGUUAUGUGAUUAGAAAACAUUGUUCCCUAAUUAUGUAUGGCAAGAUUUCAACUAAAUUAUUACUCCUGGGGUUGACUCAACCAAACUGUAGUCAGAAUACCAAGGGCAACAGUACUUGACAGUUUUAGAUUAAAAAUGAAGAAUUGGAUUAACUUUCUCACUGGAUUUCAGGGGAAGGGUUUGAAUUUCUAAUUGGGUUUGGGGUUAGCUGCAUGGCAGUCUGAAGAAUCUGUGUGCUGUUUGAAAAUAUGCUGUGACAGUUUUCUUUAUAGUUCACCUGUUGAGAAAUUACCUGGCUGAGGGGUACAUUUUACCUAAAGCAUUUCUAUACCAUUGCAAGUCACAGGAGCCACAGAGCUUGGCGCAGUCCUGCCUUGGGCGCUCCCCUCCCUGGCAAGCACCUCUCCACCUAGGGCACUCCCUCCCUUAAGCACAACCCCAACUUGGGUGUGCUCCCCCUGCUAAGCAUGAAUCAGCUUCCAGUGUUUUUUUCUUCACACUGGAAUGUCAUUCUGCUCAAGUCCUGGAGUAAGAAUGAGGCAUGCUGAGGAGUAGUUACCAAGACUUGUCCAUUACCAUGAGGGAUCAGUUUUAAUUAGUGGUGGACCCUAUGUUGGGAAAGGAAGUUAAACAGAAUGGAAAAAGCCACAUUCCCAAACUAUGUGCAUAUAUGUUCUUGUGUUCAGCUGAUUCUCCCUUACCUUUAAAUCCUAUUUUGUAUAGCUCACCAUUUUUGUUUCACUGCUAGUCUUCCAGGGGGAAAGUUUUAUGAAAAUACUGAUUGCUGAUACUAGCUGGUAUUGCUGCUGUGAGCCUUUAAGUUAAUGAAAAUGGACGUUUCUCAGUGUGCGUGUGCUCUGCUUGCAUUAAAUUGAGGGGCAGUGCAAGCAGCAGAAACACCAUAGGAGUGACAAGCUGAUAGUCUGAUGUCAUUAGUGUGCAUCACAGCAUGGAAGGAGACUGCAUGCAGAGCAGGACUUAGUGCACAAGAACUGCUAGUGUUUUUUUUAGGGUUGCUUAUGUACCUAAAUCCACCAAAAUCAGUGCAGAAAAUGGCACUGGCUUAGUUCCUGCAACAAGUAUUUUGUUUCAGCAGCCUCGUGCAGUACAGCCAUUGGCUGAGAUGUCAGCAGUUUUGUGAUGUCCAGCAUGAUUAUUUCAAGCAUAGUGGCAGAAGGUUUUGUUGCUUUUUUGAAGUUAGUGUUUUAUUUGAAUUGUAAUUUUUGCUUAAAACAAUAUUUAAAAACAAGUUUUCAUAAACUGUAUUUAUGAUUCUAGUACUGCCAUGAAUUAGUUUUCUGCCUUUUCGUGAUGUUAAUGAGUUCAUAUUUCAGUGUCUUGCAUAUUUAAUGUUUAGAAUUGACCAGAAACAGGUAUUGCUUUGCUUGAUGGUGAUGAAUAAAGUGCACUCCUGGAAGCAUCCUUUUUAAAAUACUGCUUUGGUUUCACAAGUUGACACCCCUAAAUUUAAACACUAGAGGCAAAAAUAAUGCUAAGCAAGUUAUUUUGCACAUUCACCAGUAGGGCUAACUUGGUAAUGGAGUUCCAGGUUAUGUAUUAAAUAUUAAAUAUAAAACUGAUAAUUACUUGAUUUGCAAAUACAUUCCUGUUUGGCACUUAA